AUUUUAUAAGAUCCCCUUUUUUUUGAUUAUUUUUCUUUCUUUCUCUCAAUAAACAAAGAUGAAGAAGGCCAAUUUCCAGCCUAAAGAUGCCCGAGCAAUGAGCGUGUACCGCGAAGAUGACUUGGAUAUGGAUGAUUUCUUACAAGUAAGCAAAGGAAAGCAAACAGCUACACAAGCGCUCGUAGAAUUUCUUAAGACCAGCCCAGAAGAAUUUCAACGAGGUGUUCCUACGGAACGAUCCAGUCAUAAUAUCUUCUCCCGAAUUCGAAAGCCCAAGAGACCAUCGCAACCGCCGCCCGUACCUACACCUUCUGUCUCGACACGAUCCAUUCCUUCCAGCACUAUUUCUUUACCGGUCACCUCUUCCUCUUCUACGCUAACCAACCCAACAUCAUAUCAUGGCAGUGAAGGACAGAGAAGGAAAAAUUACGUCGUCGACCUCAUUUCGGUCUCUAAAAGUGCUGGCAAUAGUCGAUCUCCUUCUUUUGAAACCAGUUUUGUGUCACGUACAACCAAGGGUGAACCCAUUUUACCUAACAAGAAAAGAGAAUCCAGUCUAUACAGUGGCUCACUGCAUCAUUCCGUUUCCAUCAAAAGUCAACUAAGUAAUGCAGCAGGUACACGUAAAGUAUUAAAAAAUCCGGAGCCGUCUCUAAAAUCUGAUGAGAUGGACACCAUCCAAGCUGCUUUAUUACAACGUUUGGAACGCAUGAAAGUGUCGCAGAUAGAAAUACCCAGUGAUCAGAUAGCUGCUGGUUUAGCUACUGAACAUGUACGCGCCUUGGGUAUCACACAUGCCUUGGAUAAUGAACAUGUGCGUGAUCACACUAAACGGAAAGUGAGACACAUGCAAGUCCAAACAGAAAAGCCAAACACUCAUAUCACACAGCCACCUAUUGUCAAAGCAGAAGCAUCAUCAGCAGCACCAGUGGCAUCAAUACAGGCACAGUCACAAGCAGAGACACAGGAUAACGACUUUGAACAACGAGCUAAACGUGCAGAAGCCGCUCUUGAAAAUGCGCUGGAUCAUUUUGAGGUGAUUAGUGGACUGGCGUAUAAAAAAUUGCGUGAGGUGUGGGAAGAAAAGAUGAGAUGGGAAAAUGCAUGUAUGGAUCUACGAGAUCGUUUGGUCUCUAUGGAACAGCAACAGAAAAAAUAUCCUUUUCAACCAUCACAAAAUGAUUAUUUCGCGGAAGAAAAUGAAGAUGAGUUAGGACUUUCUGAAUUUCCAUGCAGUGAACCACAUUAAAAAUGAAUAAAAAAUAUAUGUA
Messenger RNA from Mucor mucedo, 1271 nucleotides. RefSeq lists its product as uncharacterized. Bases 59 to 1249 code for a protein of 396 amino acids. Lineage: Eukaryota; Fungi; Mucoromycota; Mucoromycetes; Mucorales; Mucoraceae. The transcript has a single exon. The record is from RefSeq and is a predicted model, not a curated record.